AUGCUUCCCGGGCUUUUGCUGGUGGCGGUGAUCCUCCUGGCGGUGACGAUCCCCUGGUACUGGUCGCAGCUUCUUCGCUGGGCCGACGGUAUUCCACGUGCCACACCCUGCCACCGGUGGCUCGGUAAUUUGCGCGAGUUUUUGGGCAAAAGCCCCAGCGAAGUGUUUCUGUUGCUCGAUCGACACUUCCGGCAGCACGAUCGACUGUUUACGUUCCGGUUCGGGCCACAGGUCGCGAUCGGCGUCACGCACCCGGAGCUGGUCCAGAAAGUCCUCACGCAUCCGGCCUGCCAAGCGAAAUCGGACGUGUAUAAGGUGGUUCGCCUCCCGAACGGGCUUUUGGCGGCAAAGUAUGAUGUGUGGAAAAUGCAUCGCAAAACGCUCAAUUCAACCUUCAACGCCCGGAUCCUGGAGAGCUUCGUGCCGAUCUUCAACGAUUGUACACGACGGCUCGUGGGGCGGUUAGACCGCUACACACGGCCUGGCGCGGGGCCGUGCAACAUCCUGGAGUACAUUUCCGCCUGCACGCUGGAGAUGAUCUGCCGGACGUCACUGGGGGGCCAAGUUCUGGAGCGCGAUGGGGCCGAGCAGUUCAUUAGCAACUUGGAAGUCGCACUGAAAACGAUAGGCAUUCGGAUAUUCAACGUUUUCCUGCACAUCGAUUUCAUCUAUCAAUUCACCGAGCUGUACCGGAACGAGAUGAAAGCUAUCGGCGUGUGCCAGCGUUUCACCAAAAAGAUAAUCCAGGACAAGCGGGAAGAGAUUGGGCGAACCUUCAUUGAGACCGGCAUCCAGCAACGGCCGACCGAGGAGACGUACAAGAAGCCUCAGAUAUUCAUUGACCAACUGAUGAAAAUUCCGGCCACCCAGCCAGGUGCCCGUCACUUUUCGGACGACGAAAUUUCCGAUCACAUCUACACGAUGAUCGUGGCGGGCAACGAGACGUCGGCAACGCAAUUAGCGCACACCUGUCUGCUGCUGGCCAUGCACCCGGACGUGCAGGCCAAAGCGUACGCCGAGGUUUACGAGUUGCUCCCGGACAGUGCCCAGGAGGUCACGAUCGAACUGAUGAAGGACCUGGUGUACCUCGAACGGGUUCUGAAGGAAACGAUGCGUCUGAUGCCGGUGGCUCCGCUCAUCGGACGGCAGAACCUUACCGAGCUCGUCCUGGACGGGCACCGCAUUCCGAAGGGAACGAUGUUACUGUUCAACUUCUACUCGCUGCAUCGGCGCAAGGAUAUCUGGGGCCCAUCGGCGGACGAGUUUGAUCCGGAUCGGUUCGCAAGGACCGCACCGCCGUACCAUCCGUACGCGCACCUUCCGUUCAGCGGUGGUCCUCGUGGUUGUAUCGGAUACCGAUACGCGAUGAUGAGUCUGAAGGCGCUGCUGGCGUCGAUUUUGCGCAACUACGAGCUGACCACGAGGCUGCGUUACGAAGACAUCCGCUUCCAGUACCAGAUCUCUCUGAAUCUUGCAUUUGCCCACGAGGUGCAGUUGCGCCGCCGGGACUAG
Molecule: messenger RNA, 1512 nt
Organism: Anopheles bellator
Lineage: Eukaryota; Metazoa; Arthropoda; Insecta; Diptera; Culicidae
Product: cytochrome P450 4C1-like
Exons: 5
Coding region: 1-1512 (503 amino acids)
Molecular function (GO): monooxygenase activity; heme binding; iron ion binding
Source: RefSeq, a predicted model, not a curated record